UUGGGUUUGCUUCGCUCGCCUCGCUUUGCCCGAUUCGGCCGGGGUCAGGGUCACUGGCCGAGCAAAUUAGGGUGGAAAAUUUUUUAUUUAUUUAUUUCCGCAAAGAAAAAAAAGUUAAAUAUCCAGUAACGGAAACCCUAAUCCCCAAAUCACAAAUCGAUUCGAUUCGCUAUUUAAUGUGGUGUGGUUUUCUUCUCCGAUUCGAUGUCCUCCUCCGCUCCGGCCCCCUCAUCGAUCGAGCUCGCAGCCGCCGUGUUCCCCGCCGGGGAAGGUCGUCCUUGCCGUUGGGUGGUGUUCCCGGCGCUGGAUUGACGCCAUGAGGAAGAAGCUGGACACCCGCUUCCCCGCGCCUCGGAUUAAGAAAAUCAUGCAAGCAGAUGAAGAUGUUGGCAAGAUUGCUUUAGCUGUACCUGUUCUAGUGUCAAAAGCAUUGGAAUUAUUUCUGCAAGACUUGUGUAAUAGGACAUAUGACAUUACAGUGCAAAGAGGGGUCAAGACUCUGAGUUCUUCCCAUUUGAAACAGUGCAUACAUAGUUAUAAUGUUUACGAUUUCUUGAGGGAUGUCGUCAGUAAAGUUCCAGACAUGGGUACAUCUGAUGCUGGUGUUGAUGAUAAACUUGGCAAAAGGAGGAAAACUGCUGAAGAUGACAGUGAAGAGGAAUCAAAGCGGACAAGAAAUGAGGCAGCAAGCCAGACAAGCACUGGUAGAGGGCGUGGGAGGGGUCGGGGAAGAGGCCGACGUGGUGGGCGUGUGUCUGAGAGGGAGAUUAUUUCCGCUUACGAAAAAUUUGAGGAGAACCAUGAGUUUCCUCCAGGUCAAUUUAGCAAGCCUUCUCAGCUGAAGGUAGAUGUUUCAGUUGAUGGUACAGAUGCAAUUGAAACAAAGGAGGCUACCCCAUUAAGCAACGCAAGAGCUUCUCUAAGGAACAUUGACUUAAACAUAGAGCUUACUGACUAUGAUGAUGAGGGUUCAGCUCCACUGGAGGUCCAGCCUCCAGCUCCGGCAGCAGGUGUGGUUACAACCUCUUCAGGACCACUUGUUUCGGAGGUGAACGAAGAGGCGAAGACCAAAGACUUUCUAGGAUGGCAAUUGCCUGAGCUGACCAAGAUGGCCAUGGACCCUGUUCAGUUUGCCUUGUCUUCAAACCAUAGGUUAGAGGAGGAUGAGGAUUAUGACAACGAAGAAUGAUAACUUGCCCCUUUUAGGUUAAGAAGCUGAUAGAUAGACAUGACUUUUGUCUAUUGUACAUCCUUGUAGCCCAGCUUAACUCUGUAGCUGAUCUUGUAUAAUAUGUGUACCUGCUGAAGCUGCAGUAGUUUAGGAUGUUACAGAGGUUUAUCGAUCGAUAGCUAGCAACUAUGUUGACAGACAGAUUCAUCAGUUGUACAUCCUAUCUGAUCUCCAGUUUAUGAUAGUUUGCAAUGUUCCUGUCUGUUUGUCCAUUGCUGUAUUCCCUGUGCCUACUUUCUCAGGGUGCUGAAUUUUACUGAAACAGUGAGCUGCAGGGCUGUUGCAGCCAAGACUGUUUCCUUCUCCCAAAGGAGAGUGAUACAGGUAUGAUGAAAUUGUGAAAAGUGAAA
This is a messenger RNA of Oryza sativa Japonica Group (Japanese rice), 1581 nucleotides long. RefSeq lists its product as uncharacterized. Gene Ontology annotation, cellular component: nucleus. NCBI's taxonomy places the organism in Eukaryota, Viridiplantae, Streptophyta, Magnoliopsida, Poales, Poaceae. The record is from RefSeq and is a predicted model, not a curated record. Gene Ontology annotation, molecular function: protein heterodimerization activity; RNA polymerase II general transcription initiation factor activity; core promoter sequence-specific DNA binding.